AUGAACUGGGAAUGGGAGCUCCCGGAAGCAACGCUGAGAUAUUGUUUUGGAUCAUGCCAGACGAGGAAAAUCUUCCCCUUCUUCCACCCUCCAAACAGACUAGGUAAUAAGAAUGUGCCCCUGGUGGGGGCACCUAAUAGAGGACCAGGAUGCUACCUCAAAGAAGAUCCCACUAGCCUGGCGUAUAGCCUCACUAAGACCCCUAUGAGCAAAAAGGGAUAUGUCAUUGGAUCCAGGACAAGUCAAAGGUUUCGAGUAGAUGAAAAGGAUGUAAAACCCAGUCCAACUUCAUAUCAGACAACAAUGACUAAGCGUGGAUGUUCUCUUCCUCAUUAUGCACCAUUUAACAGCAUUUCAUCUCGAUUUGAAGAGAAGGUCACAGAUUCAUCGUAUUUCCCUGGACCUGGAACCUACAAUCCAAAGACCUUGUUUUCCCGGAAAAUCACUUGGCCAAUGAAAUUUGGGUCUCCAGAUUGGGAUCAAGUGCCAGUCCUAAAGAGAAGGACCCUAAAAACUGAGCUGAUAACAGACAAAGAAUUCAGGAUACAUCGGAACCGAGUAGCCUACCUAAGCCUGUAUUACAGCUGAGAGGGAUCUUUCUCAAGUCCUGUUCAUCCUCUGAACCCAACCUAGCCUUAAAACCAUAAGGCAA
Messenger RNA from Gracilinanus agilis (Agile Gracile Mouse Opossum), 652 nucleotides. It is a transcript of the gene CIMAP3, whose product is annotated as primary cilia formation. Gene Ontology annotation, cellular component: ciliary basal body. The record is from RefSeq and is a predicted model, not a curated record. Gene Ontology annotation, molecular function: cytoskeletal protein binding. The coding region runs from base 1 to 588 and encodes 195 amino acids. Gene Ontology annotation, biological process: regulation of cell projection organization. The transcript has 6 exons. NCBI's taxonomy places the organism in Eukaryota, Metazoa, Chordata, Mammalia, Didelphimorphia, Didelphidae.